This is a messenger RNA of Cephus cinctus (wheat stem sawfly), 2562 nucleotides long. RefSeq names its product F-box only protein 28 (gene pall). The transcript has 3 exons. NCBI's taxonomy places the organism in Eukaryota, Metazoa, Arthropoda, Insecta, Hymenoptera, Cephidae. The record is from RefSeq and is a predicted model, not a curated record. Gene Ontology annotation, biological process: protein polyubiquitination. Gene Ontology annotation, molecular function: protein binding. The coding region runs from base 316 to 1416 and encodes 366 amino acids.
UUGAUGUGCGCGCUACGUCUCGAUGUUUCUCCACUUUCGUACGCUUCUAAUACGCGGUCAAGUGCAUCCGUCCGUUUGUAUAUUGGACCAAUGAUAGAAAGGGGGGGAGGAGGUCACAUUUUUGCUACAGUUCGCCACAGUGCACGAGUUCUUGGCUUUCUUCCUCAUUUACUAUUGUGUCGGAUUGUGUCUUUUCCUUAACGGGUUCGAACAGGUUCGAACAAUCAUUGUGGAUGUCACUGAAUUUGACGAAAAGACGUAUGCUGUUGUGUUUCAUCAGAAGAUUUUUAUUUUAAAAAAAGCACCGUGGGAAAGAUGUUGCAGUUGAUUAACCUACCCGAUGUUGUCUUAGAGACAAUUCUUUCUAAUCUUACGUACGAUGAAAUUGCCAGAAACAGAAUCGUUUGUAAACAAUUUGACCGAACGUGUAAAAUGCUACUGAAUCGUGGCUUCAAUCUUAUGGAGAAAUAUCAUGGACAAUGUUUACGAGCUGUCAAGAGCCAACUGCCACGCAGAGAAUCGGAGAGGAGAAGUCAUCCAUUGGCACGCCAUUGUGAUAUAUUGACAGCAAUAGAAACUAGAAUUUCUAUGUUGUCUAUGACUUUCAUUAAAUAUGUGGACUUGAAUCUCUGUUGUUUUAUCCCAGGAAAAGUUAUAGAUGAGAUUUUUCGAGUAUUACGUUUAAUACGGGACUCAAAAACUCCACCACGGGCACAUGAGAUCCUUCAAGAAUUACGAGAUAUCAGUAGCAUGGCAAUGGAGCAUUUUGAUGAGAAAAUUUUGCCUGAUUUAAAACAUAAUAUUUGCACAUCCGUUGUUAGCAAUGUCACCUCUUAUGAGUUGCCAAGUGGAAGUCUUAUGAUAUCACAUCAUACAGCCAAUGCAAAUACAUCAUCACUGCCACAUAGUUUUAGUUCAGAAAAGCUAAACCAAACAUUCAAGAAGAUUUACUGUAAAACAAGAAAAAACAGACUAUCUGUGCUGUCGGUAAAAGGUCAAAUAAGUAAACUAAAACUACGAAUGAAAAGGCAAGGGUUUCAAAUGCGCUUGCAAAGUUUAAAACUGCAAGAGCAAGCAAAGAAGAUUCACGAUCAGGAUACGCAACUGGCGGAAAUGAGAAAGCAUCUCGAAGAGUGGGAACAAAAAAUUGGCGAUUUAACGGCAGAAUUGAGUCGCGCCAGAGAAGAAACGCAAAAACCUGAUACAAUCGAGAAUUGCAAGCGAAAGCACAUAGACCAUAUAAAUACCCACGAUAAUGAUCCAAUCCAAACGAAAGAACUUCAAGCAAAGAAACGCAAGCUCAUUGUAGAGCGCAAAUCAUCGAGUGAUGCAAAGGAUAUGAAGUUCAAAAAAUUUCUUUCUGAUCUUCUUGGAACCGGACAGUCGAAAGAUUGUAUCCCGUCGACUUCGCAAUAAUAUUUGUUUUUGUACAUGCAACAUUAUUACUAUUAUUAUUGUUAGUUCAUAAGAUAGUUAUUCUCCCGAAUAUAUUUCAUAUAAUUCUUGAACUCGUAAAUACAUACAGAGAUCGACACAUAAGUACAUACUAUGAAUGAGAGUAAAGCAUUCCGAUAAAAAGUUUAAUUAGGUAAAAUUGAAAUUUCGAACUUUUAUAUUUAGAGUAUAGGUACAAGCAAUUGCAGAAUUCGCAUUUCCGAUUGUUUCUGUUAAGCUGUCUGUUAAUACUCUAGUCAGUAUCAGUUAUACGAAUAUAAAAGUAUCGUUAAUGUGUUUUCCUUUUUGUGAGAUAAAAGUGAAUGAUACAUUUACUUCUGAAGUUUAAGCUGUGUACGUAACACCCACUGCCUGAUACGUGAUACACUUAUUUUUCAUGAAUUAAACACAUAUUUUCGUUAUGGUUUUCACUAACCAUAUCAUACAAAAUUAUUAUUAUCAUAACUAUUACUACAGGCAAUAUCAUAUGAUAUAUCUGAUAUCACUCAUUUCAUAUUUGUGAAUCCUGAUGUAGGAGAACAAUAGUCUAGUGAAUUUAUAAUUGGCAACAUGGAUAAUUUCUAGGAAACGUAAGGAUAUGUAUAUGCUCUAAUGGCAGGGUGUAGUUUACAGUCCUACGGAAAUAUAAUAACGAGUUCAAUUACAAAUUCUAAGUUAACAUAAUAGUGGCACACACAUCUGGCAGUGCAACUAUUUACGUUGCGUAAAGAAUGUUUACGUUAAAGAACAACGAUGUUUGAAUGCUCUCUUCAAAAUGGGAAUAAUCUACAAUAUUUUUCAAUGUAUAUAAGAAAAGUCGCUCCACGAGCAAAAUAUCUUUAAGUGACAGGUGAAGUUGUACGUAUAUGCUAGUGAGCCACAAGUAGCUUUGCCUCCGAGUUGUGUGAUAAAAAUUUCAGAGUUACUUAACAUAUUUAAUUAAUAUCUAUAAUAGCAACAUGUCACAAUUGUGAUGUCCAUAUGAGCCUAGUUCGCUAAUCUCGUGGAUAGACUUUUUUUUUAUAAUUAUAAGAAAAACGAAUCAAUACCCCCAGAAUUAGUUACAUCUCUCUUACAAUUACCACAUGAAGUUACCUCAGGUGUCCCUUUACAAUUUCGUUCGUUUUG